Paraglomus brasilianum is the source of this 1155-nucleotide messenger RNA. The record is from the annotation of a GenBank genome assembly. NCBI's taxonomy places the organism in Eukaryota, Fungi, Glomeromycota, Glomeromycetes, Paraglomerales, Paraglomeraceae.
AUGGGAGAACGGAGGACCAGUUGGGAAGGUGACUCAGAUAGUGAACCUGACCUCUUUGAUAGAUACGAAACGUUCAAGAUAGUAAAGGUUCAAGACCAAAGGCUCGGUAUUCUGUAUCGUCUGUUUCAAUUGGGGAUCUUCGUAUAUAUACUAUAUACAAUAAUUGCUGAUGAGGGAUAUCUUCGUAAGGAACCCCCAGUCAACGGAGCAGUCAGAAUAUCUCUUCAGGCUCCAUCGACACUGUCGGCUCCUCCAUACUGUAACAACCCUCUCCCAUGUAUCUACUGGGGCGCAAAUGAGAUCCAAUUUCCAUCGGACGGAGCCGGUGUAGCCUUUGUAACGACCCGUGCGUCAGUUAAACGCUACCCUCCCCCAACCGGCUGCAAUUUUCUGUCCCCAUCCUCUCCAACCGAUCCUUGCAUCUUUGAUGCAAAAACAACACCAUUCGACUUUAUUGCCAACAAAUCAUACAUCGGUGACAUUGAAAACUACACCUUAAUGAUCGAACAUUCUAUCCGAGGCCAAACGACAUCUAUUGCAGUUCGCAACGGUAUAAUGGAUGGAAAACUCAUGUCGGCAGAUGGAAAAACCGUCAUCAAGGAAUGGACUAAUGCAACAAGAAUGGCUGAAAACUCCGAAGCAGAUGGAGAUAUCGUUACAGUAAGCGAUUUGUUACAGGCUGCCGGUGCUAAUUUGGAGGCGCCAUCAACUGCUCCCGGUGCUGCUCCAGGAGAAACAUACAGAUCGUCUGGUAUCGUGAUUGUGAUUGUGAUUGAAUACACGAACGUCCCAUUCAAAAAGGACGAGCUGUCUUACAAAUAUCUUCCUCAAGUGAUUGAUGGAAACGAAUACAAAACCGUCGAGAAUUUGUACCAAUCAGAUGGAUCGUACAUUUUAAAAGAUCGACAUGGUAUUCGGUUCGUAUUUCAACAACAUGGGCAGAUUGGUGAAUUCAAUAUGAUUGCAUUACUCCAAAACAUUGUUGCUGGGUUUGCUCUAUUCGGAUUGGCUGCCAUCAUAGUCGAAUUCCUCAUGUUGAAGCUCUUGCCCGAGAAACAGUUGUAUGAAGAGGCCAAGUUUGAAGCGACAGAUGACAUUGACCAAAUGAGAAAAAACAAAUCCCAUAAGCUUGACGACGACGAAGAAAGUAAAUAA